AUGGGAGGCCCACCUGCUCCAGAGGGUGGUGCUAGACGAAAACGCGGUGGGUUUCAAGAAGACGGUGUUCAACUGGGAGGCCCAGCUGCUCCAGAAGGCAGUGCGGAACGAGGAUGGGGUGGCUUUCUAGAAGACGGUGUUCGACUGGGAGGACCAGCUGCUCCAGAGGCCUAUGCUAGACGAAAUAGAGGUGGGUUUCAAGAAGACGGUGUUCGACUGGGAUGGCCAGCUGCUCCAGAAGGCGGUGCUGGACGAGGAGGCGGUGGCUUUCAAGAAGAUGGUGUUCGACUGGGAGGCCCAGCUGCUCCAGAGGGCGGUGCUGGACGAGGAGGCGGUGGAUAUCAAGAGGACGGUGUUCGACUGAGAAUCCCAGCUGCUCCAGAAGGCGGUGCUGGACGAGGAUGCGGAGGCUUUCAAGAAGUCGGUGUUCGAAUGGGAGGCCCACCUGCUCCAGAGGGUGGUGCUAGACGAAAACGCGGUGGGUUUCAAGAAGACGGUGUUCAACUGGGAGGCCCAGCUGCUCCAGAAGGCAGUGCGGAACGAGGAUGGGGUGGCUUUCUAGAAGACGGUGUUCGACUGGGAGGACCAGCUGCUCCAGAGGCCUAUGCUAGACGAAAUAGAGGUGGGUUUCAAGAAGACGGUGUUCGACUGGGAUGCCCAGCUGCUCCAGAAGGCAGUGCUGGACGAGGAGGCGGUGGAGUUCAAGAGGACGGUGUUCGACUGAGAAUCCCAGCUGCUCCAGAAGGCGGUGCUGGACGAGGAUGCGGAGGCUUUCAAGAAGUCGGUGUUCGAAUGGGAGGCCCACCUGCUCCAGAGGGUGGUGCUAGACGAAAACGCGGUGGGUUUCAAGAAGACGGUGUUCAACUGGGAGGCCCAGCUGCUCCAGAAGGCAGUGCGGAACGAGGAUGGGGUGGCUUUCUAGAAGACGGUGUUCGACUGGGAGGACCAGCUGCUCCAGAGGCCUAUGCUAGACGAAAUAGAGGUGGGUUUCAAGAAGACGGUGUUCGACUGGGAUGCCCAGCUGCUCCAGAAGGCGGUGCUGGACGAGGAGGCGGUGGCUUUCAAGAAGUCGGUGUUCGAUUGGGAGGCCCGCCUGCUCCAGAGGGUGGUGCUAGACGAAAACAGGGUAGGUUUCAAGAAGACGGUGUUCAACUGGGAGGUCCAGCUGCUCCAGAAGGCAGUGCGGAACGAGAAUGGGGUGGCUUUCUAGAAGUCGGUGUUCGAUUGGGAGGCCAAUCUGCUCCAGAGGGCGGUGCUAGACGAAAAGCCGGUGGCUUUCAAGAAGUCGGUGUUCGACUGGGAGGUCCAGCUGCUCCAGAGCCCUAUGCUAGACGAAAGGGUGGUGGCUUUCAAGAAGACGGUGUACGACUGGGAGGCCCAGCUGCUCCAGAGGGUGGUGCUAGACGACAGGCGGUGGUUUUCAAGAAGACGGUGUUCGACUGGGAGGCCCAGCUGCUCCAGAACGCAGUGCUGGACGAGGAGGCGGUGGAGUUCAAGAGGACGACGACAGGCGGUGGUUUUCAAGAAGACGGUGUUCGACUGGGAGGCCCAGCUGCUCCAGAAGGCAGUGCUGGACGAGGAGGCGGUGGAGUUCAAGAGGACGGUGUUCGACUGAGAAUCCCAGCUGCUCCAGAAGGCGGUGCUGGACGAGGAUGCGGAGGCUUUCAAGAAGUCGGUGUUCGAAUGGGAGGCCCACCUGCUCCAGAGGGUGGUGCUAGACGAAAACGCGGUGGGUUUCAAGAAGACGGUGUUCAACUGGGAGGCCCAGCUGCUCCAGAAGGCAGUGCGGAACGAGGAUGGGGUGGCUUUCUAGAAGACGGUGUUCGACUGGGAGGACCAGCUGCUCCAGAGGCCUAUGCUAGACGAAAUAGAGGUGGGUUUCAAGAAGACGGUGUUCGACUGGGAUGCCCAGCUGCUCCAGAAGGCGGUGCUGGACGAGGAGGCGGUGGCUUUCAAGAAGUCGGUGUUCGAUUGGGAGGCCCGCCUGCUCCAGAGGGUGGUGCUAGACGAAAACAGGGUAGGUUUCAAGAAGACGGUGUUCAACUGGGAGGUCCAGCUGCUCCAGAAGGCAGUGCGGAACGAGAAUGGGGUGGCUUUCUAGAAGUCGGUGUUCGAUUGGGAGGCCAAUCUGCUCCAGAGGGCGGUGCUAGACGAAAAGCCGGUGGCUUUCAAGAAGUCGGUGUUCGACUGGGAGGCCCAGCUGCUCCAGAGGCCUAUGCUAGACGAAAGGGUGGUGGCUUUCAAGAAGACGGUGUACGACUGGGAGGCCCAGCUGCUCCAGAGGGUGGUGCUAGACGACAGGCGGUGGUUUUCAAGAAGACGGUGUUCGACUGGGAGGCCCAGCUGCUCCAGAAGGCAGUGCUGGACGAGGAGGCGGUGGAGUUCAAGAGGACGGUGUUCGACAGAGAAUCCCAGCUGCUCCAGAAGGUGGUGCUGGACGAGGAUGCGGAGGCUUUCAAGAAGUCGGUGUUCGAUUGGGAGGCCCACCUGCUCCAGAGGGUGGUGCUAGACGAAAACGCGGUGGGUUUCAAGAAGACGGUGUUCAACUGGGAGGCCCAGCUGCUCCAGAAGGCAGUGCGGAACGAGGAUGGGGUGGCUUUCUAG
Messenger RNA from Symsagittifera roscoffensis, 2604 nucleotides. RefSeq lists its product as uncharacterized. NCBI's taxonomy places the organism in Eukaryota, Metazoa, Xenacoelomorpha, Acoela, Convolutidae. Bases 1 to 2604 code for a protein of 867 amino acids. The record is from RefSeq and is a predicted model, not a curated record. The transcript is spliced from 2 exons.